Molecule: messenger RNA, 2009 nt
Organism: Spodoptera litura
Lineage: Eukaryota; Metazoa; Arthropoda; Insecta; Lepidoptera; Noctuidae
Gene: Naa60
Product: N-alpha-acetyltransferase 60
Biological process (GO): N-terminal peptidyl-methionine acetylation
Cellular component (GO): Golgi membrane
Molecular function (GO): histone acetyltransferase activity; protein-N-terminal amino-acid acetyltransferase activity
Source: RefSeq, a predicted model, not a curated record
UUAUUGCUGUCAAAAUUGUCAAAUAGUUUAUUUGACAAAUCGAAUUUAUUCAGUCAAAAGGAAAAUGUUAUCGGGUUUGUGAUUAAAGUUCCCAUUAUUGCAAUAAUAUGAAAGUUUUUGGUAAAGAUAACAUGUGUACUCAUGAAGAUUAUUGAGCGACAUUAUUAAUGGCCGAUUUACCGAAUGGCUGGGUUCAGCUGGUACCUUUCUGAAGGCUUCCAAGUUAUUAUUGAGAAGUCGAAGGACGCAAAAUGCUCUCUAAAAGAUAUCCAAUUGCGUUUCUUGUGCCCUGAUGACCUAGAGGAGGUGAGAUCUCUGUGCAGAGAUUGGUUCCCUAUAGAAUAUCCACAGUCCUGGUAUGAGGACAUAACAUCGUCAGAAAGAUUCUUUGCCCUAGCAGCAGUGCACAAAAGUGAGAUUAUAGGCCUUAUUGUGGCAGAAAUAAAGCCUUAUUUGAAACUGAAUGCGGAAGAUCGGGGAAUACUAUCAAGAUGGUUUGCAUCAAAGGACACACUUGUUGCUUACAUACUGUCUUUAGGAGUAGCUCGUUCGUUUCGGCGCUCGGGUGUGGCGACCAUGCUCCUGGAUGUCCUGAUCAACCACCUGGCGGGGCCUGUGCCGCAGCCGCCACAUGAGCACCGCGUCAAGGCAAUAUUCCUGCACGUACUCACAACCAACACAGAGGCUAUACUUUUUUAUGAACAUAGAAGAUUUCGUCUGCACUCGUUUCUGCCGUACUACUACUCGAUCAAGGGGCGAUGUAAGGACGGGUUCACAUACGUGUACUAUGUGAACGGCGGGCACGCGCCGUGGGGCCUGUACGACUACGUGAAGUACGUGGCGCGCGCGGCGUGGCGCGGCGGCGGCCUGUACCCGUGGCUGUGGACCAAGCUCCGCACGGCGCUCACCAUAGCCUGGCACAGAAAUUCCCACAAAACGUAGAAGUGCAGUGUGUGCGCAGUGGUUGAACGAGAGAAUUUAUGAAAUAUCAAUAAGUUAUGGAUUAUUUAUAGAGAGCACUGUUUGUUGUUUUAUACGUUGACGUGAAGCCAAAUUUGAUGCAAGUAUUUUUGCACAAGUAACAACACACGAUGUGCUGGUGACACACGUUUAUAUGAUACGUAUCUAGGAUAGAGACACCGUACACGAAUAAAUUCCAGCGACUAAGGUCCCCAAUGGACUGUCAAUUUGGCUUCAUAUAUUAAACUGACAAAGUUAUUUGUGAUAUUUUUAUUACUCAAAGCUUUAAAUUUAAUAAUUCAUUGUAUUUUCAUAUUGUGCGAACAAAUAAUUGACACAUUUACACGUAAUAUUAAUUUGGUUCAAAUAGUUGCGUUUGGUUGAGUGUUGCGGAGGGCAUCGAAUGCUACAGAAAUAUAACAAAGUGCCACGUGCCAUGAUAUACUGCCAAGAUUACUAAAGUAAGGUGCCUGUGUGUUCAAUGUAAGUAAUGUACGGAUAAACAAUAAUAUUGUAACAAUAACAUUUAUUUACGCAAUAUGUGCAAUACCUGUAUCGGCUAUGAGAGCAAUGCUAACGGAGAGAUCGCUACGAGGUCGGGGCAGGUAUCAGCGCAAUUCAGAUCACCAACCUUAUUAGGUUUUGUACAAAUAAGAGUCGUGUGACUUUGACUUAAGAUUCUUUUCAAAUUUAAUUAUUUCAAGAUAAACAGACUAUGGUGUGUAAACACCGUCGUCAUAAUAAUUUAUUUUGAGAGUUGUUUAAAUGCUCAGUUAGUCUUUUCUAAGCACUAACACUAAUUGAGCAGAUACGAAUUCAAACCAUACUAACUAAUGAUGCCCUUUCAAUCAUUAUUGAAAGGAAAUAACUGCUACAAUUUAAAUUAUUUCUAAAGAGAAAUUUAUUAAAAAGUUAAUAUGACGAAAGCGCUCUAAAAGCGUUUGUUGAGCAUGAACCUAGGUUAUUUAGGAAUGCAACAUUUAUUUUUUUAUUUGUUUUACUUAUAAAAUGUAUAUCCGUCCCGAAUAAAAAAUAAUGUACAAUAUUAA